Molecule: messenger RNA, 786 nt
Organism: Phycomyces blakesleeanus NRRL 1555(-)
Lineage: Eukaryota; Fungi; Mucoromycota; Mucoromycetes; Mucorales; Phycomycetaceae
Exons: 2
Coding region: 1-786 (261 amino acids)
Source: RefSeq, a predicted model, not a curated record
AUGUUGCAAUUGUUGCCUGCUAAUUGCAUGCAAAGUCUGCCAGCCAAACUUGUGACGUUUUUAACCAGUAUGCAGUCACAGUUCAAUGCACUUAACAAAUGUACAGCACAUUUGGAAUCUUUUGCUGUCAAAAAUGUCCAACUACAUGCUCAAUUAGCUAAUUCAACUGCAGAUCUUAGAACUGCAGCCUCCACUUGGGCCACCAAAACAAGCUUGAUUCUGCCAGCCAAGACACCUCGAGUUCCUUCUGCCCACCAGGUUGCUGCCUCUCAAAGACUGUUCUCUGACAAAACUGGUCCUGAUGGUUUUAAAUAUGUUUAUAUUCCUCGCUCACGUUGUAUUACACACGGUGAAGUGUGCCGCUCUCUCCGCACUCUUGGUGUUGACACCAGUCACCUGUUAUAUAUUAACUUUUCUGCUUGUGGAGUUAUUAGAAUUCUUGUUCAUGUGCAGUAUCUUGAGGAAUUUAAUUCCCAAUUAGCUAGUGCUAAGGUCUCUCUUGUCAACAACUUUGAUCCACUUGACCCUAAAAAUGUUGCUGAUCCCAAGUUUGCCAACUUGUCUGUCUCUGGUCUUGAAACCCAGGCUUUGGCUCUCCAAAAUGCCCGCUGUAUCCAAGCUCUCAAGUUUUUGCGUUCUCACUUAGUUCUGCCAGUUGCUCACUUCUUUGUCCAGUCAGAAUGGAUUGGACUUGAGGAAAUUCCUGCCCGACCAGUAGCUGAGCACUUUGGUGAUGCUCCAAACAAAAAACGUGCCCUUGAUGCUCUCACUGCUAUGAUUGAAUGA